Messenger RNA from Drosophila biarmipes, 2352 nucleotides. RefSeq names its product glutathione S-transferase D2-like. Gene Ontology annotation, molecular function: glutathione transferase activity. Gene Ontology annotation, biological process: glutathione metabolic process. NCBI's taxonomy places the organism in Eukaryota, Metazoa, Arthropoda, Insecta, Diptera, Drosophilidae. The record is from RefSeq and is a predicted model, not a curated record.
UUCGCUGAUCUCGGAUUCGAAAGCACAAAUAAAAAUAAAAAAGACUCAAGCUGUGGCAUCUCAAGUUGGAAAUCCCCUACCUUAAAUUUCUUUUGGUUUAAAUACCAGAUUAUUUAUAUUUAUAGUGUAAAUAUUUAAAUGCAACCUAAUAAUUUGAGCAUCAGUGUGUUCACGCUUCCGUUCACAUUAUCUUUUCAAUUAACCCUAUAGAUAGCCCAAAGCAACUUGGCACCCAAAUGUAAUAAAUGUUAGAGGCGAAUUUUGAAUGCACUAUCAAACGAGAUAUUCAGACAUUUGAAAAGAACUGUGGAACAAAGCUUUGCUCAUCUAGGAAAAAUUGGAAAGUGAUAAUAUAUAAAAUAAAUUAUGAAAUUACCAUCCCUUUAUGAUGAAUCAUUUUAGGGAUCGGAAAUUUGUAUGCCAAGGGCGAUAUAACUUUAUUUUUACCUAGGCUGCACCCAAUAUAAUUAUCUGAUUAUUUUGACACUACAUACCUCAUAACUUAUAAUGACUCAUAACAGUUCACCACUUAAAAUCACUUCAAUUCCUUUAUGAUAACAGCUUAUCGCUAUUAACAACAGCCAGUAUGCACCUACAGUUAUCAUUUGCACCCACCCUCAGUGAUUGUAUGUAAAUUGUAUAUAAGUGUUUUCAAACAAAGUUUACGGAAGUUUUUGGUUUACAGUUUCCAUUGUUAAAAUAAAUAUCUUCCAACUUAGAAAAGUGUCUUUCAGAUGGUUUUGUUUUAUCUGCAAGUAUUCAACAAAAAGCUGAAACCAGAACGAUCUGAUAAUAUGCACUUGAAAUAUAAAAAAAAAUACAAGCACAACCAUCGAUUGUUGUUUGUUUGCCCAAUUUGCUAUAUAAGUACCUGCCGAUCGCGGUUGUAGCCAGUUCUCGUUCUCCACUCCAGAGGCUAGCAAUACAUCAGCACUUCCAGCAUGGACUUCUACUAUAUGCCAGGUAGCGGCGGGUGCCGCACGGUCAUCAUGGUGGCCAAGGCCUUGGGCCUGGAGCUGAACAAGAAGCUGGUGAACACCAUGGAGGGCGACCAGCUGAAGCCGGAGUUCGUGAAGCUCAACCCCCAGCACACCAUUCCCACCCUGGUGGACAACGGGUUCUCCGUUUGGGAGUCCCGUGCCAUCGCCGUGUACCUGGUGGAGAAGUACGCCAAGGACGACUCCCUCUUCCCCAAGGAUCCCAAGAAGCAGGCCGUGGUCAACCAGCGCCUGUACUUCGACAUGGGAACCCUGACCGACGCCUUCUCCAAGUACUACUAUCCCUUGUUCCGGACUGGAAAGAAGGGAUCUGAGGAGGACUUUAAGAGGAUCGAGACCGCCUUCGGCUUCCUCGAUACCUUCCUGGAGGGCCAGGAGUACGUCGCUGGCGACCAGCUCACCGUGGCAGACAUUGCCAUCCUGGCCAACGUUUCCACCUUUGAGGUUGUCGAGUUCGACUUCAGCAAGUACUCCAACGUGGUCAGGUGGUAUGCCAACGCCAAGAAGGUGACUCCCGGUUGGGACGAGAACUGGGAGGGCUUGCAGCAGAUGAAGGCCUUCUUUGACCUUACAAGUUCAUUUUUAAACAGCAUUAUUUUCAACAUGAAAAUGAUUUUUGGAUGUUUGCAUUUUUUCUUCUACUACAUGCCAGGCAGCAGUGGGUGCCGCACGGUCAUCAUGGUGGCCAAGGCUCUGGGCGUCGAGCUGAACAAGAAGCUCCUGAACACCAUGGAAGGCGAGCAGUUGAAGCCGGAGUUCGUGAAGCUCAACCCCCAGCACACCAUUCCCACCCUGGUGGACAACGGGUUCUCCGUUUGGGAGUCCCGUGCCAUCGCCGUCUAUCUGAUUGAGCAAUACGCCAAGGACGACUCCCUCCUCCCCAGGUUCCUCGAUACCUUCCUGGAGGGCCAGGACUAUGUGGCCGGCGACCAGCUCACCGUGGCCGACAUCGCCAUCCUGGCCACAGUCUCCACCUUCGACAUUGCCAAGUUCGACUUCAGCAAGUACGCCAAUGUCGCCAGGUGGUAUGCCAAUGCCAAGAAGGUCACUCCCGGGUGGGACGAGAACUGGGAGGGCCUGCUGGCGAUGAAGGCGUUUCUUGAGGCGCGUGAGGCGGCUGAAAAGUAAUUCUCGCUCAGAUGUUUUAUGUAUUUAUGUUAUUUAGUCAAAUAAAUGAACAUUAAGUGAUUGUUAAAACUUAAACCCUUUUUACAAGGGUGGAAAAAAUGUGGGUUCUGGAAUUACCUACGCAAAAUGAUAGUCUCUUUUGAUUGCCUGAAGAAUAACAUAAGUAACAUAAACAAUUCAAUCAGAAGCUUUCAACACUGUGAAUAAAUAUCAAUUUGGAUAAUUA